CUUUAGUUCGAUGGGUUUUUUCAAACUGGUCACUUUACGAGCAAAAGCAAUUUUACGAAGAUUCCAUUAAAUUUUCACUUGUGAAUAAAUCGCGGAAAAACAGUUAAAAAGCAAAAGAACUUAACCAAAUAAAGUGGUACCUAUCAAAAGUGAAGUGCAAAAAGCAAAGUUAAAGUGUAAAAAGACAGAAUUUUACUGUGCGAAAGGCGAGCCAGCUAAAAGAUUGUUAAGGCGCUGGUGACUAUAUGUCCAGGCCGCGUUCAUCUGCCAAAGCCGUGCAUUUUAAGCACGAAUCGGAGGAGGAGGAGGACGACGAGGAGGAGUACCGACCAACCAGGACUAUGCAUUCGUUUGGAGACGCGGGAGCCAUUGGAAGCGGGGUGCCGGCCUUUUUGGCCAAGUUGUGGCGCCUGGUGGACGACGAGGACACAAAUCGCCUAAUCUGCUGGACCAAGGAUGGAAACAGUUUUGUCAUACAAAAUCAGGCGCAAUUUGCCAAGGAAUUAUUGCCUCUAAACUACAAGCACAACAACAUGGCCAGUUUUAUCAGGCAAUUAAAUAUGUAUGGUUUCCACAAGAUCACCUCGAUUGACAACGGUGGCCUGCGAUUCGACCGUGAUGAAAUUGAGUUUUCACAUCCGUUUUUCAAGCGCAACUCUCCGUACCUACUAGACCAAAUCAAAAGAAAGAUAUCAAACAACAAAAACGGGGACGACAAGAGUGCAAUAAAGCAGGAGGCCGUUUCGAAGAUUUUAAGCGAUGUGAAAGUGAUGCGCGGCCGCCAGGACAAUCUUGACUCACGAUUCUCGGCCAUGAAGCAGGAGAACGAGGUGCUCUGGCGCGAGAUCGCCAGCUUGCGUCAAAAGCACGCCAAACAGCAGCAGAUAGUCAACAAACUGAUCCAGUUCCUAAUCUCCAUUGUGCAACCGUCGCGCAAUAUGUCUGGCGUUAAGCGGCACAUGCAGCUGAUGAUCAACGACACGCCGGAGAACGAUCGUGCUCGCACCACCAGCGAGACGGAGAGCGAGGGCGGAGGCGGACCGGUCAUCCACGAGGUCAGCGAGGAGCUGCUUGAGGAGGUGAUGAAUCCCUCGCCGGCUGCAUACACCGCAGCAUCGCAAUACGACCAGGAGAGCGUCUCCCCGCUUGCCGUCGAACGCCCGCAAUCGAAUAUGAGCAUAAGUUCGCACAACGUCGACUAUUCGAAUCAGAGCGUCGAGGAUUUGCUUCUCCAAGGCAAUGGAACUGCUGGCGGUAAUCUUUUAGUCGGCGGCGUUGCCUCUCCGCUGGGCUCCAGUGUCAGUCGCUCGCCGGCCCAGCAAGUUGUCUAUACGGUUACCGAGGCUCCGGAUUCUCAUGCCCCUGAAGUGCCGAACAGUCCGCUGUACCACGAGGAGCAGAAUGUGCUCACCACACCCAUGGUGCGGGAGCAGGAACAGAAGCGUCAGCAACUCAAGGAGCAAAACAAGCAGCGACGUCGGGAAGAUGUUGUAAUCGAUGGUGAGGGGAUUCUGGAUGAAGAAAUCUCACCGAAGGCGUUACGCACGCGUGCCCAGGUUAAUGCCCAAUCAAAUGCUCCGACUCAGCCCGUGAUGAUCAAGGCUGAGCCGGAUAACAACUCCGGGCUGAUGGAUCUAAUGAACCCAACAAACUCUGAUCUGUACAAUGUUAACUUCAUUAGCCAAGAUAUGCCGGCGGACAUUUUCGAAGACUCUUCUUUGCUCCCUGCUGGCGUUGAGGAGGCCGUCAAGCUGGAUCAGCAGCAGAAAUUCGGACAAUCGACAGUGAGCAGCGGCAAGUUUGCCAACAACUUUGAGGUGCCCACCAACAAUUCUCUGCUGGAUGCCAAUCAGGCCUCGACAUCGAAGGCGGCAGCCAAGGCUCAAGCCAACGAGGAGGAGGGCAUGGCUGUAACCAAGUAUAUGGGUAGCGAGAACGGAACCCCUCGAGAUGCCAACAACCAGCUCCUGAGAAUGAAUUCUGUGUUAGUAGACAAGGACAAUUUAAAUCCAAUCCAGAUAAGUCAUCAAGCAAAUCCCUACUGUUGCAGUGACGAUCUCCACGGACACUUGGACAGCAUGCAAGAUGAGCUGGAAACACUGAAGGAUCUACUGCGUGGCGACGGCGUGGCCAUUGAUCAGAACAUGCUCAUGGGUGCGCCUGGCAGGACGCCAAUUUUUCAGCUCAACGAAGACGAGCUGCUACUUAAGCUCUUCAAUGACUCUGAUCUGCUGGACAACUAUGGCUUGUCUUUUCCCAAUGAUAGCAUGAGCAGUGAAAAGAAAGCGCCCAGUGGCUCGGAACUGAUUUCCUAUCAGCCCAUGUAUGAUCUGUCCGACAUUCUGGACACGGACAAUGGCAACAAGGAUCAGGAGGCAAGCAGACGCCAGCUGCAGACGCAGAAUUCGGUGUUAAAUACGCCACGUCACGACGUGUAACUUAUAUUAAGUAGUAGCAGCUCGGACGCAUAUCUGGCAAACAAAAAGUUUUCAGUGUUCAACUGAAUCAAUCUUAUACAUGUUAAUUUUCUUCACCCUCUCUGUCUAACCUUUUAGUUGAUUUAUAACCAUAAUCAUAUUAUUAAUCACCGUAAUCAUAUUAAUGAUGCUGUAUAUGCCUUAUGCACUAUAUAUAUGAUAUAUAGACUAACCAGUUCUUGUUGGAAAAAGACUCGAAGAAUCAGUUAAUAUUUAGAUGUAUUUUGUAUCCGGGGAUUUUGCGGGCCUCGGCUCAGGUAGAAGAUUUUUAGUUUGCACUAACCGAUCGAGAGAAUCACGAAAGCUGCUCAGAUCGUAGUCGACGUAAGAUCGCGCGCUAUAGAAUAUGCGUUUUACACAAUACUUUUAUUAAUCAAUAAUAAAUAAUUGUUUUAAGCUGCAUUGAGCUGCGAUUGAAA
Messenger RNA from Drosophila ficusphila, 2896 nucleotides. It is a transcript of the gene Hsf, whose product is annotated as heat shock factor protein. The record is from RefSeq and is a predicted model, not a curated record. The transcript is spliced from 8 exons. Gene Ontology annotation, molecular function: DNA-binding transcription factor activity; sequence-specific DNA binding. Bases 246 to 2438 code for a protein of 730 amino acids. Lineage: Eukaryota; Metazoa; Arthropoda; Insecta; Diptera; Drosophilidae. Gene Ontology annotation, biological process: regulation of DNA-templated transcription.